AUGCGGUUUCAUUUGCAUCAAAAGGGCCCCCUGCAAGGUCUCGCAGAGUCCCAGUGCCCGCGGCCUGCUGCCAGCGGCGUCAACACCACCAAGCCUUCAAAUACAGCCAGGACCGCCAAAGUCUCCAAACCCCCCAGGGAUGGCAAGGGCUCCAAAAGCGCAAGGGCAAGGCAGCAGCCAGACGAUGCUCGCCCCCCAAGGCAUCGGGCACACCAGACAUUCCCCCUGUCCAACGUGCGUGGGUGCCCACAGACAGACGCCGCGACUAUCGCGCCGCCGCCUCGACAGGAUCCUCCUGCAACACCUCCCGGGGCGAGGCGGAACCACGUUGCCAGCAGACUCAAGCGUCUCCGCAUGGCCCCCGAUUAUCUUUUGAAAUUUCCCCGGGUCAAUCAUCGCUAUCUGAGCUCCCGGGGUCAGAUCCUGUUUGACAAUCGCUACGAGCCGCGUCCCCAGACAAAAGGGCCGCCUUUGAAGCGCACGCUCUCCGCCGCCCAAGCAGGGGGCAUAGGCACCCAACACUUCGAAGCAGGCGACACGAGAAAGGCUUGCCCAGAGUCUCAAGAGGAUGCCUUUCACAGCAAACCCAUGAUCAAUCUUCCCGUGCCCGAUCACAUCCAGGCCAUGCUUGUCGACGACUGGGAGAACAUUACAAAGAACAACCAGCUUGUGCCGCUCCCGCACCCGAAGCCUGUCACCAAAAUCCUCGAGGACUACCUCUCAUUUGAGCGGCCCCAUCGCGAGGCGGCAUCUGCUAGCAUGGAUAUAUUGGAGGAAGUCGUUGCUGGCUUCCGGGAAUAUUUCGAAAAGGCACUCAGCAGAAUACUACUAUAUCGCUUCGAGCGCCACCAGUACAUUGAGCUACGUAAACUGUGGGACAAUGUAGAAUCCCCCGAGUACAAGAGCGUCUGCGACGUCUACGGCGCCGAGCACCUCGCCCGUCUAAUCGUUUCCCUCCCCGAACUUUUAGCCCAGACAAACAUGGACCAACAGUCCGUCUCCCGUCUGAGAGAGGAAAUCGGCAAGUUUACAGUUUGGCUGGGCCGGCACUGCGAGACAUACUUUGUGAGCGAGUACGAGACCCCUUCGCAGGAGUACGUAGACAAAGCGAGAAGCUUUUAA
Molecule: messenger RNA, 1122 nt
Organism: Metarhizium album ARSEF 1941
Lineage: Eukaryota; Fungi; Ascomycota; Sordariomycetes; Hypocreales; Clavicipitaceae
Product: keratinolytic protein
Exons: 4
Coding region: 1-1122 (373 amino acids)
Biological process (GO): chromatin organization; regulation of DNA-templated transcription
Cellular component (GO): Rpd3S complex; NuA4 histone acetyltransferase complex; nucleus
Source: RefSeq, a predicted model, not a curated record